CAUCACUUGCAUUUUGUGCUCAAAACAGUAUGGCGGCCUCUUGAGCCCCUGACCAGCUAAAUUGUGGUGAAUGUCACUUUCGAGUUUCAACAUUAAACGAAGGGCGGUAGUUCUUGGGAAACUGAUAGCAAGCUGCACACAAUGGACUGGACAUGCAUCCUCUUUAACUAGACAGAUAUGGUUGUCAGCAUCCCUGAGAAGUGUAUUUAUUAUAAAUCAGGUCUGUUAUGUGGACUUUGAUUUGUAGAUGCACUACAUCAGGAAUUAGCACAAGCAAUUGAUGAACAAAUGAGGUCGCUGCCAGGGCCUGUGACGAUAUUAUGGGAUAUAGAAAAUUGCCCUGUUCCUGCAGAUGUUCAUCCAGAGGACGUGGCAAGUAACAUUCGGAUGGCUCUGCAGCUACAUCCUGUUAUUAAAGGAGUGGUAACUAUGUUCUCAGCAUAUGGAGAUUUCAAUAUCUUUCCUCGCAAACUUAGAGAAGGCUGUCAAAGGACUGGUGUAAACCUUAUUGAUGUUCCCAAUGGAAAGAAAGAUGCAGCAGAUAAAGCCAUUUUAGUAGACAUGUUCUUAUUUGCUCUUGAUAAUCCUCCCCCUUCUACCAUUCUUUUGAUUUCUGGAGAUGUGGAUUUUGCUCCGGCAUUGCACAAAUUGGGUCAGCGAGGUUACACAGUCGUGCUUGCUAUUCCAGCUAGAGUGGGUGUAUCCUCUGCACUCUGCAAUGCUGGUCGGUUUGUUUGGGAUUGGCCAAGUGUGGCUCGAGGGGAAGGUCUUGUUCCAGCAAAAUCGUUUUGGACACAAGCACCGGAUAUGACCGGUUAUCAUGUUGGUCUCUUUUCAAGUGACAAAUCUAAUCUACAAAAUGAUGAAGAAGCUAUUCUGUACACUGGGAUCCGUCAAAAUGAGUACAACAUUGAGACUGAUUCAAACCAAAUGUACCAAAUGUUAACAGAGGAUUUGAUGAGAACUUCUUUUGCCACCAAGGAACAAGAACUAGAAUUUCUUAAAAAUGUUGGUAGUGGUGCCAAGGCUUCACCCAUAAAAUUUCCAGCUCCUGUUGUAAAUGCUCAAGGCACAUAUCUAGUGAAUUCAUCUUCCUCUAUGGAAAGGAAUCAGGCAGCUAAUGUCCUGCCUGCAACGAGCACACAUUUACAAACAUCAUCCCAUCCAGAAUACGGUCAACCUAACAUAAUGUUUAAUGAAACAAAUUUAGGAGAAUCUUCAGUUGCGUGGGUGCAACCUGGUGACAUUCAAGGCUUAAAGAGACAACUUGCAACUCUUGUCAAUGUAUAUGGAGGAAGUUUGCCACUUGUACGGGUUCCUUCUGAGUAUCAUAAAGCUUUUGGAAGACCUUUAUAUCUGGCAGAAUAUGGUUCUUAUAAGCUGGUUAAUCUGAUUAAAAAGAUGGAUGAUGUCCUCACAAUUGAAGGAAAAAGGCAUAAGAAGUUCCUGUGUCUAAGAGAGCUUGCAAAUAAGUGCAGACGAGGCAAAAUGAAUGGUAAUUCUGCCAACAAAGAUCCAACAGAUAUGAUAUGGAGAGAAGAACAUAUGGCAAAUUCAAGAAAGGGGAAGGGAAUACAGGAAUACAAGAACCCACAUGAUUGCAAUACCAUACAUAAUUUUGAGGCAUAUAAUACAGAAGCAAAUCUGGCUUAUUAUUCAGAUGAAGGUUCAGAUGAUGACAGAGGAAGUGAUCAAGAUGAAGAGGAUGGGAGCAGAGAAACUAUUUUUCAGGUAGAAAUGGAUACCAGGGAAUAUCUGGCAGAAUCCAAGCUAGAAAUAUUUAAACAUGAGUUGCAAGAACUUUUGGUAAGCCAUGCAUGUAAAAUUUUGCUGACAAGCUUUUUGGCAUUGUACCAACAAAGAUAUGCUAAAGAUCUCGACUUCAGGUUAUAUGGUGUUAAAGAACUCGAAGCACUGGUUGAAAAGGUUAAAGAUGUUGCAGUUAUCAGGGAAGAGCAAGGCACUAAAAGAAAAUAUAUUGUUGUGAACUGUUUUUCUGAUAUGAAUUAAAAAUGACUGUCAAUUAAAUAUGCAAAUGCUUUCUUUGUGAAGGGAUAAGCAGUAAAGAUUGAUGUGUCAGGAUAAAGGUUUUCAGAAAAGAAUAGAGCAUCGUGGGAAUACACUAAAAAGUAUUUUCAUGUAAACGCAAUAUGCCAAAGCUCUGACCGGAAACUCAAGAUAAUGCAAUUACAUCUCUGGAAUUGAUCUAUAGUUAUAACUUAAGGUAUAUAUGUACUGACCAGAGUGUCAGCUUCUUAUCUGUAUUAUUGUAUAAUGUAUGAGGAAUCCUUGGCACAAAUAUUUCUGAUAAACUACAAAAGACCCUAAUAUUGGAGUAAGCUGGGACAGACCGAAUUGCUUUUGUUAUUGUGCACUGGAUUCCACUGUCGUUAUGGUCCAAGUUCUUUACCAUUCCCGGAAAUAAUGUACUUUUGAGGUUGUGUCUUA
Messenger RNA from Cryptomeria japonica (Japanese cedar), 2448 nucleotides. RefSeq lists its product as uncharacterized. The transcript is spliced from 2 exons. Gene Ontology annotation, molecular function: RNA nuclease activity. Lineage: Eukaryota; Viridiplantae; Streptophyta; Pinopsida; Cupressales; Cupressaceae. The record is from RefSeq and is a predicted model, not a curated record. Gene Ontology annotation, cellular component: peroxisome. Bases 289 to 2010 code for a protein of 573 amino acids. Gene Ontology annotation, biological process: regulation of gene expression.